AUGCGAGCAAGAGCGAAUACAACGUGUCGUCAUGUCUACACAUUGCAAUUGCAUGUACUACUACUAGCUGUGGUUUUUUAUAUAAUUACCAUGGCUGUCUUGCACGGAUGCAGACAUUGCAACCAACCUGAAGCACCCCGGCUCUACUCCCAACUUUAA
Molecule: messenger RNA, 159 nt
Organism: Bipolaris oryzae ATCC 44560
Lineage: Eukaryota; Fungi; Ascomycota; Dothideomycetes; Pleosporales; Pleosporaceae
Exons: 1
Coding region: 1-159 (52 amino acids)
Source: RefSeq, a predicted model, not a curated record